GGGACGUUUUAGAAGGUUUGCUAUGAUUUAACAAGAUGGCGUUGCCAUCAAUAUGAGGCGUUUUUCCAAAUUUUUAAAGGUAUCGAUUCUUGCCAAAAAGUACUCAUUUAGUAAAAGUAUCGAAUACAAAGUAUCGAGUACAAAAGUAUCGGUAUCGAAAGGAAAAGUACUCGAUACCACAAAGUAUCGAUACUUUUUUCGUGUCCCUACUCGCGUGUCUUCUGUCUUGGUCUUCUGCUGUACGUACUUGGUUGGAUUUUUACCGCGUUCAAAAAUUGAAUUUACCACAGGAAGUACAAGUCUUGAAAAUUUGUGAAAAUAAGCUUGCAUUAACAUUUAAGUAACAUCAGUCACCAAAAUGUUUUGGGGACUUAUUAUGGAGCCGAACAAACGGUACACCCAAGUGGUGGAAAAGCCGUUUCACAUAUCACAGGCUGCUAUGGAUAUAUCAACUGGAGACAACGACCCCUGCCAGGUCAUGGUUGUGGUUGAUGGCAAAAACUUCCUAGUCUGUACUCUUCAGAAGAAUAAAACUAUACAAGUUCCAUUAGAUUUAUAUUUCAAAGCAGGAGAUGCAGUUGCUUUCUUAACUAAUGGGAAAUGCAAUGUCCAUUUGACUGGCUACUUGGAUCCUGAAUUUGAGGAAGAUGUCUCUGAGGAGGAGGAUGCUGAGGAAGAGGAAGAAGAGGAACAGGCCCCCACCCUGGUAGCUGCCACAAAGAGAAAACUUGAGAACAGCAAUAACAAAGAUGCUAAGAAACCUAAGAAAGAAAAAGCCGAAAAGAAAAAAGCUGCAGCAGCUAGUUCAGAUUCUGAUGAAGAUGAUGAAGACGAAGAUCAACUUCAAAAAUUCCUGGAUGGAGAAGAUAUUGACACUGAUGAGAAUGAUGAUUCAUUUAAAGUAAACACAUCUACAGAAGCAAGUGACAGUGAUGAAGAUGAUACUGAUGAAGCAGAAGGGGAAGAGGAAGAAGACGAUGAUGAAGGUGAAUCUGAAGCUGCAGAGACUACACUGGACACCAGCCAGGACGAGGCCAAACCUGAUCUCAGCAAACUCAGUAAGACGCAGCGACGCCGCCUUAUGAAGAAAUUGAAGAAACAAGGACAAGUACCACAAGUAAAUGGAGUUGACAAGGCAAAGAAAGAAAAGCCUGAGCAGAAGGCUGAAAAAAAGAAACCAGAAGCCAAGAAGGAUUCUCAGGAUGGACAAACAGAAAAAAAAGAAAAGAAGUCACUUAGUGGGGGAGUUUUCAUUGAAGAUUUGAAGGUUGGCAACGGGCCCGCUGCCAAGCCCGGCAAAGUUGUUAUGGUUCACUAUGAGGGAAGAUUGAAGCAAAACAACAAAAUGUUCGACAACUGCCUGAAAGGCCCUGGUUUCAAGUUCAAAUUGGGGGCGAAGGAGGUGAUCUCCGGUUGGGACAUUGGCAUCUCCGGCAUGAAGGUCGGCGGCAAGAGGAAGAUCGUGUGCCCGCCUGCCAUGGCGUAUGGUGCUAAAGGAUCUCCUCCAGUUAUUCCACCUAACUCUACAUUAGUCUUUGAAGUGGAACUGAAAAAUGUUAAGUGAAAUGUUAAUGUUGAAUUGUAAUAUGCCAGUGAGUGAAUAUGGGAUGGAUGUUAUGUUGUUGAUGAUUGCCAUUUGUGUGAUUUAUACUGACUUUGGGGUAGUUUUUCAAUCCCUAGAUAAAAAUGAUAUU
Molecule: messenger RNA, 1694 nt
Organism: Chilo suppressalis (striped riceborer)
Lineage: Eukaryota; Metazoa; Arthropoda; Insecta; Lepidoptera; Crambidae
Source: the annotation of a GenBank genome assembly